AUGCGGCGGGACCCUAAAUCCAAAAUCGACAAUUCCACUGAGAAGGGUAGUUCAUCUGACAGCGAUUUCGAAGAUGAAAUUCAACCCGAAGACGUCGAUAGCGAAGAACUUUUGCGCGAAGAGGAAUCCCCGGAAUGGGAAUUGCUGAUCUCUCAUCCAAGGGAUAUAAAUGUGAAGAUGCAAAACAGUAACGACAACAGCAAAGAAAAAUGCACGAUAAGUGACAUCAAGAAAAUGCUGACGAAGGAGAAAUUGGAAGCUUUUAGGAUGUCAUGUUACGGGAAGUUCCUUGAUCUCCCACAUUGCAUUGUCCAGAACCAGCUCGUAAACUACAUUCUUUUAUGCGAGGUUCAUCAAAGUAGUACAGAUGAGAUCUGGUUCGACUUCGGAGUGAAAUUCCUCCGAUUCGACAUAGAGGAAUUUGCUGUCGUGACUGGUUUGAAGUGCACUGGACUUACUAAGAAAUUGAACAUUCCAAAGAUUGUCAAUGGUCUGAACGACAAGUAUUUUGAUGGUAUUGAAAUAACUCAGAGCCACAUCAGUCCAAAGUGCGAUGAAUACUCGUGGGGAACUGCUGUGUUCCAGUUCACUCUAAACUACCUGAAGAAAUCAAUCCAGACCAGAGAGCAGAUGCACAUAUCUGAUAAUGCUGAGGGGAGCAACUUGUAUCAGUUAUAUGGUCUGAUAUUGGCUCUUCGGGCAUGGUUUUACGAGGUUAGCGACACGGCUGAGGGUGUAGUCGCAACCCACGUGGGUGUGUACGAUAUCCCGAGGAUAAUCAAGUGGGAAGUUCGUGAAACUUCUACUCGUAGUUUUGUGCAGAGGACCUUUUCUAAUCUUGAUUACUCUAAGACUCCAUCAAGUGCCGCACCGCAACAUACCAAUGAAGAUGAUGUUAUAACCCACCUCGACACACUUACUGCUGAAGUCCAGAACCUGAAGGAAGCCUUCCACGACUUCUCGAGACGGGUUUUUAUUGAAUUUGCUUGGUAA
Molecule: messenger RNA, 993 nt
Organism: Striga hermonthica
Lineage: Eukaryota; Viridiplantae; Streptophyta; Magnoliopsida; Lamiales; Orobanchaceae
Source: the annotation of a GenBank genome assembly